Funneliformis geosporum is the source of this 369-nucleotide messenger RNA. Lineage: Eukaryota; Fungi; Glomeromycota; Glomeromycetes; Glomerales; Glomeraceae. The record is from the annotation of a GenBank genome assembly.
AUGGGUUGGAAACUUGGUAAAAGCAUAUUUUUACGCUAUUAUUACCGGUGUGGCGGAUUGAUGCAUCGGAUGAUCGCCCAAAUAGGAAAAUUCCAAGAACCAAUCAGGAGUGCUGAGAGGAAAUUCCCACACAGAGCGAAGGAAAAAACUUCAAAGGAAUGUAAAAACUUGGCAGACGUCGAACCAAGUAUCGAAAAAAAGAUAGAAAACAUAAAGUUCGCAACAAAAAGGUGUAAGACCCAAGUAGCAACUCCUCAAAAUACCGUAUACUCUGGGUGUGGGGCAACUCUUGACCCCGGCGCCCAACAGCUCACCGCAUAUUUCAAGAAGAAACUAGAUGGAACCAUUAAGAUAGACUUCGUUUACUAG